AUGGAACCUAGUUCCGAACGCGACCCUGACGGGCACGCUCAGGUCCACCCUGUUGUUCGCGAAGCUCUCCGCAUUUCCCUCAGCGCCAAGGAAUACAAGAUCCUCCACGACCAUGCUGUUCGGCGCGCCCCCGUGAAGGUUCAAUCCAAAUUGCCCUCUCCAUCGAGAUAUGAAGCGAUAGUGCGCUCAAAAAAUAAAUACAAUGAGGCAGCUCUCCGCGCCUCUAUCCGAGUCUUCCUUGUCUCAGGCGCUUUAUUUAAAUUCGUUGAUUGGGCACUUGCAAGAAUCCGAGGUGAUUUGUCCAAGAAGAAAGCACAAACUUCUUUUCUCCGCUCCCCCAACUUCCGCCUGUCGGCGUCCCUUUCGCUCGUCCUUCUUUUCCACAGACUUCUGCAUCGCUUCUUCACCCGGCUACGCGCGAACCUCCGCACAGAUGAAGCCCAGCCCUUCCGUAAUCGGAACCCCCGAGUGUCAAAAGCGUUGACAUCACGCUAUGCGCCUGCUGUUGGGGCUAGUCUGGCCCUUUUUGGCCUGGGCAUAUGCCCUCAGAAUCAGCUACGGCUGACAGCCGCAAUUUGGAUGGCUACUCGGAGCUUGGAAUUUCUUUUCAACGCCAUUGAUGAAAAAGGAUGGCUUGAGAACAGGCCUGCGUGGUUUGGAAGUUGGUUGCUGAUGCCCCUGUCAUGCGCACAACUAUUCCAUGCGUUCAUCUUCGAUCGGGAAGCUACACCUAAGGUUACAUCCCCGAUCGCCCUGAAAGUUUGCCUGCGGAGUUUUCUUGGCCAGGAAAGGAGGACGUGGUUGAUUCGCUCGCAACUAUCGCCAAUCUGCGCUGGCCCUGUCAAGUCUAUUUCACCAAUUACUGGGCCUGCUCAUCCGUCUAUUUCAGGCUUAUCUUGCGCAUUGCUCCAUUCAAGCAGCCCCAGCUGUAGUACGGCCUUCUUGCACAACAUUCUCCUCUCAGUCCCUCGUCUGGCCCGAUUUGUAACAACCGUUACAUUAGCACUCUCUGUGCUCAAGUUCAAAAAGCUGAUGGCCAAUCCCAUCACCUCGAUCAAUAAUCUUUCGAAGAAAAUCAUCACACUGACUGCUGUCCUCUCUGCGUCUGUCGGUUCCGCGUGGGGCAGUAUUUGUCUCUGGAACUCACUUUUCCCGCGCUCUGUCCUGCCUACGAAACGCUUCUUCCUGAGCGGUGCACUUGCAGGUAUGCCAUUUGCGUUCCUUGCGAAUAGCCGGAGCGUUUUUACGUACUUUUUUCGAGCCGCCGUGGAUUCGGCAUGGAAGACGGGCGUUAAGCGGGGGCUAUGGAAAGGAUGGAAGGGCGGGGACCUGUUCAUCCUUGUCCUUUCCUGGGCACUGAUGAACUCCAUCUUGGAGAGUAGACCAAACGCGGUUCAAGGCCGAGGGGUGCGCAAGGCGCUAGCAUGGAUGAAUGGUGAAGGUUUUGUGGACCCGGUUGAGGCUGCAGCAAAGAGGAAGCUGAAGAAAACCAAGAAGGCUGAGACUGAGCAUUAA
This is a messenger RNA of Aspergillus oryzae RIB40, 1515 nucleotides long. RefSeq lists its product as uncharacterized. The coding region runs from base 1 to 1515 and encodes 504 amino acids. NCBI's taxonomy places the organism in Eukaryota, Fungi, Ascomycota, Eurotiomycetes, Eurotiales, Aspergillaceae. The record is from RefSeq and is a predicted model, not a curated record. The transcript is spliced from 4 exons.